Messenger RNA from Xyrichtys novacula (pearly razorfish), 10446 nucleotides. NCBI's taxonomy places the organism in Eukaryota, Metazoa, Chordata, Actinopteri, Labriformes, Labridae. The record is from the annotation of a GenBank genome assembly.
AACCAGUUCACAUGACGUGAGGAGACAUGGCUUAUGCAGCCAACGCGCCUGUGACCGACAUCUAACCGUGUUUUUCUGUCCGUUUUACUACAGGACAAGCUUGAUGAAGGCUGAGAUUUUCUAUCGACUUUCUUCGGGCAUUAAAGGAGCGUAAACCUCAGCAGUGGGAGCCGAAGUGACUCUUCUUUAUCUCAGUCAGUCAGUCCGUCAAGUCAAGUGCAAUCCGCGGCGCGCUCGUGAGGACCUACCUGCGCCUGCAGCGGCGAAGUAACGGCACCUCUCUGCGUCCUCCUCCGAGAUAUCCUGAAAUAUGAAGCUCCACCACAGUUUGGCCGUGCUCAUCAUCGCUUGGUUUUCGGUAACAGGUGAGUGUUUUUUCCGCAUUUGACACGGUUUUGUUAGGAGUGACGUCACACGGUUGUCCAUACUAACAAGUGAGCUCGUGCAGUUCAACCAGGUGUUUACCUCUUUACCUGGAACAAUGGAGGGAGCCAGACAGACACAUGUUAAACUAGAGCUCGACCCAAGACUGACCGAGGAAGUUCCAGCUUUUCCAAAAAAUGAGACUAUUUCAAUUCAAUUAUGGCAAAUUCAAUAUUUAAACCUAUUAGAGGUUGUUAUUUUGUUUUAUUUGACUGACAAACAUGGAGUUAAUAGUUGCAGAUUAGUGCAGUAGAGCAUACCAGGACUUUACUGAAGUUAGUAGGGUGUGUAAUGUUGAUUUUACAGGAAUCUGCCAGUCACAGGAAUAGACAUAGUUUUGUAGAGUAGGGGAGAGUGGGGCAAGUUGAGCCACCCCCUGUUUCUUGGAAAUAGUAAAGUAAAUUGAUCAUGUGACCAAAUAUUUAGGAGAUGGGCAUCAAUUCAUGGAGUCUGUGAAGGUUAGAAGCACAUGGGUGAACAUUUUUCACUCUUAAAAGUGAAUUUAGUCUGUCAUAAGUUUUAUUAGAAUUGUUCAGACCAGAAAAGAUCAUUUUAAAUCUGAUUUAUAUAUCGAUUGUGAUAUCUAUGAGCUACAACAUCAAAAACCUAGAAUAAAAGCCCACCAUUUUAGUUUAGAGGACUAAUAAAGUCAUAACAGUAGUUCAGGGGUAAAGAAGUCUGAUGAGAGGAUCAGAGUUUCAGUUCAGAUUGUUGAAAUGUUUGACUUUUUCUUUUGUAAAAUACAGCUGUGAAUGUUCUGAAUCACUUAAAGACAUUCUUAUGUUAAAAUGACUUUUUACAAAACAUGUUUUUAGCAGUUAUAUGCAAUAAUAAUAAGAAUUAUUGUACCAGUUGAAUAGCGUAUAACAGAUAAAAGUACACAUAAAUGUGAAGAAGUGACUGUUAUUUAGGGAGAGAGAAGGUGAGGGAGGGCUGGGGUGGAGAGUCAACUUACCCCAUACACGGGGUAAGUUGACCAUAGGAGACAGUUAUGUUUACACUCAUUCUGUUGGUUUGCAGGGAUGAACAACAUCCUGAAAUAUAUGCAGAUACACGAGUUAGAGAGAAAACUAUGAUUGACUUGAUGUAGUGAUCCGAAAUAUGAAAAACUGUCUCAUCUCACCCCACUCUCCCCCUAUAUAGAUUAUAUACAGCAGAUGACACAUGCCCUACUUUGGCAAAGAACUACGUUUAAAGUAGGCCCCUACAUGUGACAUAUUCUGUGCAGCUAUAACAAGUUAUUUUCCCCUUAAACUACCUGCAGGUCGUAGAAAACCAGUUUUGUUCUUUAAGUGUUUGACCAAAAUGGGAAUGUAAGAUAAGGAACUAGUGGGAACUACAAAGCUUGAAAGUUUGACCUGAAGUAGAUCGCCAAAGUGUCGCAAGAGUCACUGCCUUUCAAGGUCCAGGUGGACUUUGAGAACUUCUAAAACACAAAGGUUAACUUUCCUUAUAAUAAUGGCGAGUCAAAACAGACAGGCCAGAUUGAGAAAAGUCUUUGGACUUCUAUUCUGUUCUAUUCUCAUAGCUGUGUUUUGUGAAUGUUGUGGACCAGAUUGACCCCAUUGUUGUGUCAUUUGAGAGCUUCACAUGACUCAGUGAUGGUUUUUGUUGGCACACAGGCCUUUAGGGGCCUACUGUCAGGGUGAGUAUCAGCAUUUAUAAUCGCCCCGAUCAGUCGCACACAAACAGACAACUGGUUGCUGGCAGUGAAAGAGCCCAGUUUAACUUUAGUUUGAGUAGUUGUGUUGUAUACAGCUGGACCUUAGUGAUCUUUAAACUCUUGGGCAUCAACACCAUCAUUUCCACAUCACAAGAGGCAUUGUGGGAUACUUCUCUGUUUGUUAUCUUCUCCAUAAAGACUACCUGAUGCUGCUAUCUAAAGCUCAGUAUACACAGUCAGACACCUCAUGAUCGGAUUGCGGUGUUGUGAAAACCGUCUACUGUGUGUUUACAUAGUGAACAGAGAGGUGACAUCUGGGUCAAGUUUCAGUGAGGCAGCAAGGAAGAGAGUGCAUGUUUUACCCUGUACAGCACAGACAUGCAGUACUUUUUUCCAAUGAGAUCAAUAGACUGAAAGCUCAGGAGGAUGAGGAAAGAAAGGAGGGGAGAGCGUUCAGUCACUUGGUUGUGUAAUAAGUGAGUUAUAAAAUUAGUAACGGCAGCAUGAUGGGCGACUCGCACCACACAUGAACAAACAGUCAAAUAAAUCUGUUUAUAAGGAAACAAGCUGGUAAUCAGCAUUUAUUAUGUUAUGAGUAGUUUUUAUAGCAUUGAAGUUUGACCGUACUGGAUAGAAUCUGAAAAUAAAACACAAUUAUACUGUGUAGCUGGGGUCAUAAAAAGCCACUCUGGACAAACUGUCUUGACCUGUUUGUAGAUAUGAAAGUGAUAUUGAACUUAGCAGUAAAAUUCCUGUGUUAGGUUUAUACCUUUUGCAUUUAAGAGAAACAUUCUCAGGAGAAUUGAUAUGAGCAAGUCCUAAAAAGCCACCAUUGCUCUCAAACAAAAGGUCUGAAUGUUAUCCUCACACACAGGCACGUUGACAGCAGCAGUGAGUUUGCAGUUUCCAAAGCAUAAAGAUAUAAAUAGCCUACUGUAUUAUGAAAAUGCAAAAGAUGCCAGGUUGGUGUAGCAGGCGAAUUCUUCAUGGUAAUUCUGUUUAUAGGAGGCAAAAGUUUGGCUCUUCACUUGUUGCACAUGGAGUGAAACAGCCGCUGCUUUUUCUGGACUCAAAAAUUCUUACAGGAAAGAGUCUGGAGACCUCUGCUGGUGACUGAUGUGAACUGCUCAGUUGUGAAUGUAGGACAUAACAUCAUGUGACAGGAGUGGUUACGUUAUUAUAAUCCUCUGUUAUCAUUUAUACUCAUAAAGGGAGUCUUUAUCAGACCAGGUCGGUCAUAUUGAAUCGAGGACAUCAAGAUAAUGAAUAUUCCAGCAACAAACAAGUGUGUUUUAUUAUAUUAUUAUGUGUUUUAUUAUAUCUUAGCAACAGAGAUGGUGACAUACAAUAAUAAACUUUAACUGUGGGACUAUCACUUAUUAUAAUCAGGUCAAAUUGAAAAUGUCUUAUUUAACUACACAUUGAUUUGCAUCGUGGGAUGAUUUAGUAUUGUGAGACAAACACCAAGUGUUAUUACUGUGCCAUUUAUAUUUGAUCUGAAUACAAUGAGCGAUUACAGGUAUUUUUAUAUCUUAUGUUUACAUGUUUUGACAUUUUGCCCUCACUGUUCUCUCCUUGUCAGGUCAUAUUCAGGCUGUUACUCUGGAGGUGAAAGAAGGAAACACCACCUGCAUCAAGGCAGAGCUUUCUGUAUCCUUCACCAUCACAUAUAACACCUCCAGCAGCACGGUGAGUACACUGACAGUAUGUCUCUGAACCACUGGACUGAUUCUUAACGCUGAUCUGAUUGAGCAUAUCACUUGUGAGCACCGCCUGUAUCUUAUGUCUUCCCUUCAGAGAACAGUGCAGGUCUCUCUGCCUGACUCCUCCACAGUUGAAGCAGGCAGCAGCUCAUGCGGCACAGCGAGCAGCUCACCGUGGCUGGUAGCCGUGUUCGGGCCUGGCCAUGCUCUGGGGCUGGGUUUCUCAUCCAAUGGAAGUCUGUAUAGUGUUGCUACUCUAAUGCUGCAGUACAACCUCAGCGACACUUCGAUCUUCCCUGAUGCUGACAGCCCUGGUGAGAAUAAACCCAAAGGCACUUCAGAGUUAAUCUAGACUGGUGUUGUGUGGUUGAUAGAGGUGGGAGCAAAAAUCGAUACAGCAUAGUAUCGUGAUAUUUUCUCUGGUGAUAUAUCAAAUUGUCUCAUUUACCAAACAUCGAUUUUUUAAAUUAAUUAAUAUGAAGUCAGAUCUAUGAUAAUGGAAAAAUAAAAUCAACUUUUUGUUCAGUGAGGUUGGCAGAGGUGACACCGUAGAGCAGGAGAAAGUUAGUACAACAAAUAUAUACAUAUAAGGUUUGCAUAAUGUGCUACAUGAAAAUGAAAUACAACGUAAAUAAGACAAAUAUAAAGGAAAUAAAAAUGCUAAAUUAGUUAAACAGUUGAAAAAAUUGUAUAAAUCGCAAUAUAUUGUAUCGCAAUACACACUGUAUUGCAAAAUGUUAAAUAUCGCAAUAAUAUCGUAUCGUGGCCCAAGUAUCGUGAUAAUAUCGUAUCAUAGUGGUUAAAAACAUGCACAUAUAUACCACUAUGAUAUUUCAAACUCAGUUUUGUUUGUUUGAUUUUGUUGCAGAUGUUGUCACCGUUGUGUCAUCAUCCGUCGGGAUCUCUGCGACGAUCAACACCACUUAUCGCUGUGACAGUCCCACUGCUGUCAGCGUCGGUGGAGCAACCGUCACUUUUUCUGGCAUGAAGCUGGAGGCGUACAUGCCAGGAAAUGACCUGAGUCCAACAGGUACUCACUCUGACGGCGUGUGUGUUCCUGAGUGUGCACAGUCAAGAUUGUUUGAUUUCCACGGUUGAUCAUCGAAUCUGUUUAAUUUCUCUUACUGCAGAGAGCGUUUGCAUCGCAGAUCAGACCAGCACCACAGCUCCACCCACCACUGCCAGCACUACAACAACGACAGCCCUACCACCAACCCCUCCAGGAACACCUGAACGGGGCACAUACUCCGUAAACAACAUCAACGGCACAGUGUGUCUCUUGGCCCGCAUGGGACUGCAGCUCAACGUCUCCUAUUUCUCUCUAUCCCAAAACAAGGUAAAUGAGAGAUUUACAACUCAAAGUAAAGAAGUAAUAAACUUAUUUAUUUUCUUUGCAGCAUAAUGCAAUUUAAACACAUUCAUCUUUUUUUUUCUAGACAAUCCAAGAACUGGUAAAUCUGAGUCCCAAUGAGACCAGUGUGUCAGGAUCAUGUGAACCCAGCAGUGCGUCUUUGGUUUUAACACAGGAACAAAUCACCAUGCUUAAUCUCACCUUCACUCUGGUAACAUCAAACUUUCUCUUACAGGAAAUAAGCAGCUUUUUAGCCUUUUUGCUCUUGGACCGUGUUAAUUGAAUUCCUCUCUACCUUUUCACAGAACUCCACAAGCAACAAAUACCGACUGAGUGCAAUCACCCUCCUUGCUAAUUGGUCUGACAUGACAGGUAUGUCAUUGUUUAGUGCGACAUACGUAGCUUUCUUGGCUCUGAGUUCUUAGAUUCAAAGACUCACUGCCCCACCUUUCUCUCUCUCUCUCUCUCUCUCUGCAGCUCCCUUCUUGGCCAGUAACACCAGUCUGGAUUACCUAAGGAGCACACUGGGCCGCUCCUACAUGUGCAAUGCAGAGCAAACUCUAGCUGUGGUGCCAACUUUCUCUCUCAACACAUUCAGGGUGCAGGUGCAACCCUUUGAAGUCACCACAAACCAGUUUGCUACAGGUAACAGAGCUUUCUUUGAAACUCCCAGUUGCUUUUCAAUCUCUUAAACAUUGUCCUCUGAUGUUGGUGCUAAAGGUUUAAAGAGAAAAUGCAGAUUGAAAGGGAUAGUUUGAAACUGUUGGAUUUACAUGACUGCAUUUAUAACCCUCUGAGCAACAGACGGCUAUUAGACGUCUAGUCGUUUUUUCAACCGUCCAGAUUCUGUAUAUUUUUAGAUGGAAUCUACACGUUGCACCGUAACCCAUUAUUUCAUAACUAUUUAAUCCAAAAAGCAACUGUGAUUCGCAUGACUGAUCUCCAAGUACUUAACCAAAAUAAUUAUGAUAGCCGUUGAGCAAAAUACAUAGUACAGAUAUAGCCCAGAUUUAGACUUGGUCUAAACUUAGACAUCUAAAAAACUUUCAUUUUUAGACCUGUGGUAGCCUGAUUUUAGAACACUCGUCUAGACUACAUUUAGACGUCUAUUAGACCUCUUUUAGACCAAAAAAUGCUCAGUGGGAACCCUCUAAUCUGUAAAUCACAACAAAGAGUAACAGCAUAAAACUUCCCAUUAGCAUUUUCACCUUGAAUCAUGUCUUUAUGCGAAGCUUUGAUUGAACUGACUGUCAGUUGGGUGAGGCUCUCAUAAUUAAAGGACAGACACGAAAGAGGUGUGUUCAUUUCAUCUCAUUUCUAACAAGACAGUGAAUAAGGGCCUUUUCUGGUAUUUAAAGCUUUUUAUAAAUCGUAUGUAGGGACUAGUUGUAACUGCUCCAUUAGCGAUAGUUCAUAACCCCAUUUUAAAAAGGCUUUCUUUUUUCUGGGUUGUUUCCACCAUUAAUGAGAACAUUCAAAAUUUUUGAACAGCGAGGUUUUGGACCGGCCUCAAACAGUCUUGAACUCAAAGGGCCAUGGGUUUAGAAACAGUAAUCCCUCUAUUCAACAUUUCAAAAAGGCAUCUGACAAUUUUAAAUACAGUCACACCAGACUUCCCCAGCAGUAGAUACAAAGAAAUAAUAUACAAAGAAUUUGGCAUAUCAAGAUCUAAAAACCUGCAAACUAAUUUCUUUUCUUCACCUUUAGCGGAGGAGUGUCAGAUAGACCAAACACAAAUGCUGAUCCCCAUCAUCGUCGGAGCAGCUCUCGCUGGCUUGGUGCUCAUCGUCCUCAUUGCUUAUCUAAUAGGCAGGAAGAGGAGCCACGCUGGAUACCAAACCAUCUGAACUGACUCUUCAUCAAUAACUCAAACCUGCAGACUGAAGGGCGGAGAUGAAUCUGUGUCUGUGUGUGUGCGCGAGUGAGCAGGUUGUUAGAUGCAAAAUGAGUGAAUGGAUGAUUGUGGUGCUCUGUUGUGAGUGCAUGCUGUUUUUGCAUACCAGGUGUGACCUCUGAAUAUUUUAUUUUCAAUUUCUCUUUGAGAUGAUUAGAAGCCAAAGAUCUGCAAACUUUAGUCCGUGUGAUCAUCCACAUAGAUGGCAUCUGGGAGGGUGAAGCAAUGUAAGUUCACUAUCAGCUGUUUUAUUCCUGUUCCUGUGUGUUCUGGAAAUUGGUUGGAUUUGCUUGAACUGCUGUUUAAUGUUAUUGUCCAGUAAUUAUUUAUAACUAGGGCCCCGUUGGGGCACUGGCGGGCCCGAGCCGUGUCACGCCGCCCCCAGCGCGACCGCCUCCCCCACCCGAUCGCGUCACACUCAAGGUCCAAAGAUGGUGUGCGCACUUGUUUGUGGUCAUUUACCAUUAUAAUGAACGGGAGGCGCAGUUUCUACCAAAACGCUCGCUGCAGAAAAACUCCAUGUCCUAUUUGAAAAAAGUCUGGACCAUGAGUGAGGGCACAAACACAGCUAAGAUAUAUCCAAAUGCCAAGUUGCUCCUCCUUUCGCUUUUGCCGAGAGAGCAGUGCGUUUGAGCCAUUGAAUGAUGAACAGGAAAAACUUGACUUUAUUCUCCUGCCAUAGGGGGGGGGGCGCUCUUUUAAAGAGAAAAAACUCCUUCACAAAUGUGUUGAUGGCUGGACAUUGCAUCAUCCUAGAAAACAUGGAGGCCAGUGAGGACAAAAAUAAAAAGUUAUAAGACUUUUAAAUAUGUGGAUUUUUGGGUUAUAUUUGGCGCCCCCUAGAACCUAAACCGUGGGGUGCAGCGUCAUGAUUUGAAUAACUUUUAAUGGCCAUGGGGUGUAGAUUGGCCUGAGCAAAUGUGGUGCCGGUGGAACGAAAGCCUUCGGAGGAAUUAGCGAAAUUCCAAUGUGUGCGAAUCUGCAAAAAAUGCGAAAUAACCCUUUAACCGUACAUUUUACAGAUACGUGGCCAUUGACUUUUUCGAAGAUCUUAUGUAAAUACACGUGUAUGUAAAAUUUUGUGUCAAUACGACAAAACAUACAGGCGUAGCACUCAACAAUGUGUAUUUUCACCUUAGUGGACAAGAAAAAAUUGACUUUUUUCUCCUGCCAUGGGGGGCGCUCUUUUGCCGAGUAAAAAUUCCUUCACAAAUGUGUUGAUGGCUGGACAUUGCAUUAUCCUAGAAAACUUGGAGGCCAGUGGGGACAAAAAUAAAAAGUUAUAAGACUUUUAAAUAUGUGGAUUUUACGGUUAUCUUUGGCUCCCCCUAGAACCUAAACCGUGGGGUGCAGCGUCAUGAUUUGAAUAACUUUUAAUGGCCAUGGGGUGUAGAUUGGCCUGAGCAAUUGUGGUGCCGGUGGAACGAAAGCCUUCGGAGGAGUUAGCGAAAUUCCAAUGUGUGCGGAUCGGCAAAAAAUGCGGAAUAACCCUUUAACCGUACAUUUGACAGAUACGCGCGCAUUGACUUUUUCGUAGAUCUUAUUGAGAUACAUGUGUGUGUCAAUUUUUGUGUCAUUUUGCCAAAGCGUACAGGUGUUACACUCAACAAUGUGUAUUUUCACCUUAGGGGACAAGAAAAAAUUGACUUUUUUCUCCUGCCAUGGGGGGCGCUCUUUUGGGGAGUAAAAAUUCCUUCACAAAUGUGUUGAUGGCUGGACAUUGCAUCAUCCUAGAAAACUUGGAGGCCAGUGAGGGCAAAAAUAAAAAGUUAUAAGACUUUUAAAUAUGUGGAUCUUAGGGUUAUCUUUGGCGCCCCCUAGAACCUAAACCGUGGGGUGCAGCGUCAUGAUUUGAAUAACUUUUAAUGGCCAUGGGGUGUAGAUUGGCCUGAGCAAAUGUGGUGCCGGUGGAACGAAAGCCUUCGGAGGAGUUAGCGAAAUUCCAAUGUGUGCGGAUCGGCAAAAAAUGCGAAAUAACCCUUUAACCGUACAUUUGACAGAUACGCCCGCACUGACUUUUUUGUAGAUCUUAUUGAGAUACAUGUGUGUGUCAAUUUUUGUGUCAUUUUGACAAAGCGUACCGGCGUGACAGUGAAUAGUGUGAAUUUUCACCUUAGGGGGCGCUAUGGAGCCAUUUUGCAUUUUCUUGUUUGGGCGACUUCGGAAUAUCAAAUUUUUCACCAGGCCCGGUCGUCCUGCCAAAUUUCAUGAGUUUUCGCCAGUGGGAAGUGGGCCAUUUUCCAGUUCAAAGGGGAGGAAAAAUAAUAAUAAUAAUAAUAAUAACAAAAGAAGGAAACUACAGGAACAAGAGGGCUCUCGCAGCUGCUUAGCAGCUACGCUCGGGCCCUAAUGAAUCUGUUUACCCAUGCAUUUCAUCCAGAGGGAGAGCAAACAGCUUGUCCACUGUUGGUCAAAAGAUGUUUCCUUAAGCCUACCCAUACCCACCGGCUGUUUGAACGGGCCCCCUGAGCUCUCUGAUAAUCCCAGUGACUCCAAGAAAAGGGAAAUGAAUGUGUAUCUUUUCUCAUCAUGUUCCUCCACAGCCAACAGCCUGAGCUAACUGUGUGCUCAAAAUCCAAAUUACUUAGCACAGUGCUGAUACUAUGGACUGUAUAUAGAAUGGACAGAGUCUGCCUCCUCGCUGGGUGAAGCCACUCCGAGAACAGCACCCUCUGUUGACGGGCUGCAGUAUAGGUCAUAAAUCCCGCCUUCGCCAGCAAAGCUUAUGAAGCUGUGGACAAACUUAAGAAAUUUAUUACACAGAACAUAAAUGUUUCUCCCCCCUGGUUGCGAUGUCGACAUGUAGUUAUUGUCAGACUGGUUUGCACUCAAGUCCUCUUUUUUCUGUGAAGCUCCGUUUUUAAAAGUUAUUAAGGGGUUUGAGUUUUCUUUGAUUGACACCUGAUACAGCCUAUUGGCGUUCAGGGAUUGCAUAGCUCACCCGGGGGGAUACGCUGUUUGAGCCGAGCGUCAUCACAGCGACUCUCCAGCCGAAUGCGCACAACGCUACUGCGCAGCACUGGUUUCAGGAAAUGAAGAAAAAUCACGGAAAUACCGAGAGCUUUUCGACUUCAAACCCGUAUACAGGCGGGAGGCAGAACCAAGUUGUCCAUAGUAUAUACAGUCGAUGGCUGAUACUGUAAGAAAAGGGUGGUUUGCUGCUCUAAGUGAACAGUGAAUAGUUGUCAGGCUCAAACUCACAGGGUAGCUCAGCAUGACCAAACGUGUUUAACAGUACGAGUGAAAUAGUGCGUGGAUGAACUCUUCGUCCUUGCUUUCUCCCCACUUUUUGGAAAGACGUGUAGAUAUGAACUGUCGUGAUUUGGUCUUUUAUUUUUUUUUGAAUAAGAUGGUUUGAACUUGUUUUCUAUUAUGCAUCUAACUGAGAGGUAAUAAAACUCUUUAAAACCCA